This is a messenger RNA of Tauraco erythrolophus (red-crested turaco), 657 nucleotides long. The record is from RefSeq and is a predicted model, not a curated record. NCBI's taxonomy places the organism in Eukaryota, Metazoa, Chordata, Aves, Musophagiformes, Musophagidae.
CGGAGGGCGUUCGCCGUCGUCUUCCGGACCUUCGGCACAGACCUGCCCCGUGCCCUCCGGGCAGUCAGCUGUGCCCUGGCCGGGCAGCACCCCCAGUUCCCUGCCCUGCGGGAUGUGGAGCUCCCUGUGGAUCUCACCCCUGGCCAAAUACGCUGCAGCAAGCGAGAGGUGGUGCUGACAAGGGGAGCAGAGCGACUGGCCACCCGGGAAGAUGGAAGAAAGCUUUACGACUACUUCAGCUCCUUUGAGGGAAUUGGAGGCUUCCAAGACCACUUUGACUGGUGGGCCAGAAAUCAGUUCUCUUCCCGGGGUGGGAAGCCCCUGUGGAUUGACCCCCACGAUCCCGGCGUUCACCACAUCUUCAUCGAUGACAACAUCCGGCUGGAUGAUGCAGACACCAUUGUUCAUCCCCAGGUGUUCUUGGAGCGGGGCAGCAGCAGCCCCAGGCGCGCUCCCACCUCGGAGCUGUACGACGUUUGCCUGGUGCAGACCGACCUGCUGGAGGCCAUCGCUGACGAGGACUAUUUCCUGCGCUGCGUGAGGAGGUGCGAGGAGAACUACGACCGCUACCUGGCCUGCACGGAGAUGGACACCCUGAGCCAGCAGUGGGACGGACAGUGAUGCCACCUUGCAGGGCCGAGGGGCUCUGGACUGAGA